GUUUGUGUUCAUUCUGGUUUCAGCUUCCAUCGCUGCAGCACAAUCUGUCUCUCACUGGUUUAUCUCGUGUUCUCUGAACUCCAGCUGCUGUGCUCUAUCAUUUACACCUCAAGCUCCGAUGGUUGAAGGAUUUCCUGGAUUCACUUUGAUUUCAAACCGUUUAAAUCAGAUCAGCUGUAGACCCUGGUGUGAUGCAGUCACUGGGUCAGGAGAUCCACGGCUUCUCCAAAAACCGUCUGAGGAAGCAGUGCACGCGUGUUACCACAGUGACGGGUCGGAAGCUGCUGGAGACGAGGAGCGACGGGGCCGAGGGAGAGGUGGAGCGGGUGGAGGAGCUGGAGGAGGGAAGUGGAUGUGGAUUUGUAGAAGAUAAAAGUCUGGACCUUCAAGUUGGUGUCGUUAGAUCCUUCCUGUUACUGGCGGCUCAGCUUGCAGCCCACGACUCGGACACCCUGCAGAGAUGUAAGGUGUCUCAUGUGCUUAACGUGGCCUACGGAGUAAACAACCUGUUCCCAGAUCAGCUGGUGUACAAGACGCUGCAGGUCCUGGACCUCCCAGAAACUGACAUCACUUCUUAUCUGGAAGAAUGCAGCUCCUUCAUCAACCAGGCUCGAGAGCAGGGGGGCGCUGUGCUGGUCCACUGUAAUGCCGGCGUGUCACGCUCCUCCUCCGUUGUGAUUGGCUACCUUAUGUUGCGGGAGGGGCUCCUGUUCGAUGAUGCGUUCAGCCAGGUGAAGCUGGCGAGGCCCUCGACUCGUCCGAACCCCGGAUUCUACCUGCAGCUGCAGAGCUACACACCAGGGAGAGUGUAGCUGCUUGUCUCAUAGAGCAUAGUUUGUACUAUUUUGAAUUCUUAUCAACGUUUUCAUCAGCCUAAAGAGAAAGUUUGAUAUUCAAGAUAUGUUUUUUGCAUUUAAAGAAUGUACAUUGUCUUUUUUCUGUUGCCAAAUGCCCAGUGUGUGUCUGUUCUCUUAAGUUAGUGUUAAUUUCUAUGUUUUCUAAUUAAAGGAUGAACCCGU
Messenger RNA from Platichthys flesus (European flounder), 1019 nucleotides. Its product is annotated as dual specificity protein phosphatase 19-like. The record is from RefSeq and is a predicted model, not a curated record. The transcript has 6 exons. Gene Ontology annotation, molecular function: JUN kinase phosphatase activity. Gene Ontology annotation, biological process: regulation of MAP kinase activity; protein dephosphorylation. NCBI's taxonomy places the organism in Eukaryota, Metazoa, Chordata, Actinopteri, Pleuronectiformes, Pleuronectidae. Bases 192 to 812 code for a protein of 206 amino acids. Gene Ontology annotation, cellular component: cytoplasm.